AUGAUGCCCUCAAGAACCGCGCGUGUGUCAGCUGGCCUAUGCAGUUCAGUCUUGGUGCUGGGUCUGGGAGCUUUAAUGCUUCCGAGCAGUUUUGUUGGCCCGAUGCGUGGGCCCAGUUGCGCAAGACUAGGAAGUCCAAGUGGGACAGCGAGGCCGACUCGCUCAGUGACAGAGACAUCGGCAGGUUCGGCAGGUUCGGCAGGUCCGGCUGGAGGGGUGCUGGGACUGGGCCUGGCCAUGACUCUGGCUGGUCUCUCUCGAUCGCCUCACGCGCGGCAAGCCCGGCAAGUCCUGGCUCUGCGAGCGGAAGCAGAAGCGAAAGAGGAGGCUGAAGAGCCAGCUGAAGCUGAAGAAGCGGAAGCGCAGGACGAGACAGAGGACGUGGAGGAGGCAGAGGCAGAUGAAGAAGAGCAGAAGCCCUCGAAAUGGAAAUGUUUGGAUUGCGGCAGCAUGAAUUUUGCUGCCAGCACGGAAUGCGACAAGUGUGGGGCUGCGAAGCCCUCGGCAGAAGAAGCCCAGAUGAUUGAGGAGAGGGACAAGGCCAAAGAUGAAGUUGCGAAGGUCAUGGAUGGAUUUCUCAGAAUGCAGGCCGACUUGCAGAACUAUCGCAGGAGCCAUGACGAGGCCAUGGCACGAGCAAAAGAUCUUGGCAAAGUGGAUGCUUUGCAGAAGCUGCUUCCGAUUACGGAUGACAUUGAAGCCGCGGUAGCCGAGCCUGAAGGCAUGGAUGCCAAAGACAAGGCGAUAUUUGAUUCCUACUCGCUUCUGUUCCGGAAAAUUGGUGACGUCUGGACCAAGUUUGGGGUGGACACGCUGACCGUCGCUGCUGGUGACAUGUAUGACGAGGAUGCGCAUGAGGUCGUGGAGGAGCGAGAACCCACGGACGGCCAAGCAUCGGGAACAAUUAUCGAGGUUGUGAAACCUGGUUUCUCUUGUGAUGGCAAAGUGGUGAUCUCCCCGCAGGUGAUCAUCGCUUCGUCUUCGUCUGCAGAGGCAGAAGAAGCUCCGGAAGAGGCCGAAGCCGCCGCGUGA
This is a messenger RNA of Symbiodinium sp. CCMP2456, 1032 nucleotides long. The record is from the annotation of a GenBank genome assembly. Lineage: Eukaryota; Dinophyceae; Suessiales; Symbiodiniaceae.